UUGGAAAUAUGCGAGGCGGAUGAUUCUUGUGUGAGCAGCAGACACACCGUCGUGCGUCUUUACACUCGGAGAUCACCCAGCCCUGAUCUCCUCACCGCCUCUCUCUCUCUCUCUCUCUCUCUCUCUCUCUCUCUCUCCUUCCCCCUCUCUCUCUCUCUCUCUGUGUGUGUCUCUCUCUCUCCCUCUCUUGUUUGCCCCACAGCAGCUUCACCUGCGAAGCCACAGAGGUGGACAGCGGAGCUCCUCAGCGGACACUUUGCUGACCGAGAGACACAGGGACGGACCGACAGAUACCUCAGUGUACUUUUACCAUGGAGGAGAGCCCGGCAGAGUAACUUCAGGCUGCCCUACAGUAUCCACAGGCAGACUGUCAGAGAGGAGACCGAUCUUCACAAUGACCCGUUAAAUUCCUGCCGCCGAUGCUUUCUUUGGAGAGUGGAUUGACCAUCUCCUAACAGCAGAGGAGACGAGCAGAGGCCUUUAUUCGCUUAUUUCAGUCUUCAGAUGGACCGAGUGCCCUCGGCACUGGCCGCUAAGAUGCGCUGGAUCACGCUGGUGCUUGCCGGCUUGACUUUCUGGGGCAAAGUGACUAUUUGUAACUGUUUCGACUACGAGGAGCCAGACUAUGACUAUUAUGAAGAGGAGAGAGCGGAGACCAUUGACUACAAGGACCCAUGCAAAGCCGCUGUAUUUUGGGGCGACAUCGCUUUAGACGAGGAGGACCUGCGAAUGUUCCAGAUCGACAGGACAAUAGACCUCACGCAGCACACACACAUGCACGCACACUCCCGGCAGGGACACACAUCUGGUGGCCUGGAUGAACAUGAAAUUGCAAAGAAGAGAGGCUCGUUAUACCUACUGCUGGAGAGAAUACUGAGAUUUGGCUUCGACUAUCUCCCCAAGAACGUCAGUAAGGGAGCUGCCAGUCCCAAGAGCCAAACUGGGAAAGGUGGGAGGGCUGGGAACGUUGUGAAGAGCCGUAUUCCUCGAGCAGCCACAUCCCGAGCUGAGAGGAUAUGGCCUGGAGGAGUCAUUCCCUACGUCAUAGGAGGAAACUUCACUGGUAGUCAGAGGGCCAUGUUUAAGCAGGCCAUGCGUCACUGGGAGAAACAGACGUGCGUAACUUUCAUUGAGAAGACAGAUGAGGAAAGCUACAUAGUGUUCACCUACAGACCCUGCGGGUGUUGUUCCUAUGUGGGUCGUCGCGGCAACGGGCCCCAGGCUAUCUCCAUAGGCAAGAACUGUGACAAGUUUGGCAUCGUGGUGCACGAACUGGGCCACGUUAUUGGCUUCUGGCAUGAACACACACGGCCUGACCGUGACGAUCAUGUGACCAUCAUCCGGGAUAACAUCCAACCAGGCCAGGAGUAUAACUUCCUCAAGAUGGAGCCAGGGGAGGUCAACUCUCUCGGGGAGCCAUAUGAUUUUGAUAGCAUCAUGCACUAUGCCAGGAACACCUUCUCACGGGGCAUGUUCCUUGACACCAUCCUUCCAUCCAGAGAUGAAAACGGGGUCCGGCCUGCUAUUGGCCAGCGGACCAGGCUCAGUAAAGGAGACAUCGCACAGGCAAGGAAGCUGUAUAGAUGUCCAGCAUGUGGAGAGACGCUCCAAGAGUCAACGGGCAACUUCUCGUCUCCUGGUUACCCCAAUGGAUACCCCUCAUACACUCACUGUGUCUGGAGAAUAUCUGUUACACCCGGAGAAAAGAUUGUUCUCAACUUCACCACCAUGGACCUGUAUAAGAGCAGUCUGUGCUGGUAUGACUACAUCGAGGUUCGGGACGGAUACUGGAGGAAAGCUCCACUGCUCGGCAGGUUUUGUGGAGAUAAAGUUCCUGACGUCUUGAUUUCCACUGAUAGCAGAAUGUGGAUUGAGUUCCGCAGCAGCAGCAACUGGGUGGGAAAGGGCUUUGCUGCCAUUUACGAAGCGAUCUGUGGGGGGGAGAUCACCAAGGACUCUGGACAGAUUCAGUCUCCCAACUACCCUGAUGACUACAGACCCUCCAAAGAGUGUGUGUGGAGGAUCACUGUGUCAGAGGGCUACAACGUUGGGCUCAGCUUCCAGGCUUUUGAGAUCGAGAGGCACGACAGCUGUGCGUACGACUACCUGGAGGUGCGGGAUGGCCCUCUGGAGACGAGCCCCCUGAUUGGUCGCUUCUGCGGCUACGACAAACCUGAGGAUGUGCGCUCUACGUCACACACACUCUGGAUGAAGUUUGUCUCAGACGGGACGGUGAACAAGGCCGGCUUUGCUGCUAACUUUUUCAAAGAGGAGGAUGAGUGUGCCAAGCCAGACAAUGGUGGAUGUGAACAGAGGUGUGUAAACACUCUCGGCAGCUUCAAGUGUGCCUGUGACCCAGGCUAUGAACUGGCUCCUGACAAGAAGAGCUGUGAAGCGGCAUGCGGCGGUCUUCUCUCUAAGUUAAAUGGGACCAUCAGCACUCCUGGUUGGCCUAAAGAGUAUCCACCAAACAAGAACUGUGUGUGGCAGGUGGUCGCUCCCACUCAGUACCGCAUCUCCAUGCAGUUUGAGGCCUUUGAGCUGGAAGGAAACGAGGUAUGUAAAUACGACUAUGUGGAGGUGCGGAGUGGCCUCUCAUCCGACUCGAAGCUGCAUGGUAAAUACUGUGGCACGGAGGUCCCUGAGGUCAUCACCUCUCAAUACAACAACAUGAGAAUUGAGUUCAAGUCUGACAAUACCGUCUCCAAGAAAGGCUUCAAGGCUCACUUCUUCUCAGACAAAGAUGAAUGCAGCAAGGACAACGGCGGCUGCCAGCACGAGUGCAUCAACACAGUGGGCUCUUACGUUUGUCAGUGCCGCCAUGGCUUUGUACUGCAUGAGAACAAACAUGACUGUAAGGAAGCUGAGUGUGAGCAUAAGAUCCACAGCCCCACUGGGACCCUGAGCAGCCCUAACUGGCCAGACAAGUAUCCCAGCCGUAAGGAGUGCACCUGGGACAUCACAGCCACACCAGGGCACCGAGUCAAGAUUACCUUCAAUGAGUUUGAGAUCGAGCAGCAUCAGGAGUGUGCAUACGACCAUCUGGAGGCCUUCGAUGGGGACAGUGACACGGCAGCCAUCUUGGGUCGACUGUGUGGCAGUAAAAUCCCUGAGCCGCUGGUCUCCACUGGAAACAAGAUGUACCUCCGCUUUAUCUCUGACGCCUCAGUGCAAAGGAAGGGCUUCCAGGCCACACACUCCACAGAGUGCGGAGGUCGUCUGAAAGCAGAGGCUCGUCAGAAAAACCUCUACUCCCACUCCCAGUUUGGAGACAACAAUUACCCAGGUCACACUGACUGUGACUGGCUGCUGACAGCUGAGCAGGGCUAUGGCAUCGAGUUGACUUUCAUCACAUUUGAGGUAGAGGAGGAGGCAGACUGUGGUUACGACUACAUUGAGCUGUACAAUGGGUACGACGCUAACUCACAUCGACUCGGCCGCUUCUGUGGUUCAGGGCCAAGGGAGGGGAUUUACUCACCCGGAGACGCCAUGCUGAUCCGUUUCCAUAGCGACGACACAAUCAGCAAGAAGGGCUUCCACAUCCGCUACACAAGCACCAAGUUCCAGGAGAGCCUUCACACCAGGAAAUGACCUCACAAUUGCAGCCCUGUGACCUCUGACCUCUAAGCAGCCCCGCCACUGUUACCCUGACCUUCACCACGGCAACGAGAAAAGUACAGCCUGUCCCCUCUCUUCUCGGACCCAGAGACAGAUGUGGAACGCUCGCCAGCCACGGGAGAGGGAGACAGUACUUUGAUGAACAUUCAUCUCCCUCCGUGGCUCCACACAGGUCAUCACGCUCUGAGAUGAGACAGGAAAAACAACGAGAUACUGACACGAGAUUCAGCAAACGUGAGGAAAUGUGCUGACGACUGAGUGAGCCAUUUUUGCGGAGGAGAUGGUUCUCAUUACUGCACAUCAAGCUACCCUUGCUCAUUGUGGAAAGAAGGUCGCAGACGAUCAGUUUACCGAGAUACUCAUGGUUGCACAACAGAAGACUACAAACACACACACACACACACACACACACACUAGAUUCAUAUUCAGAAUUCUAAACUGUGGAUGCUGUACAGACUAAGGACCCACAAGAAAAUGCAUCCAGGAGUCUUUACUGGCUCCUUAAUCCUUGAACUGUGCGACUUACUGUGAUCAGACGGCUGCUUAUCACCCACAGUAACCGAGAGGAAACACUAAACAGACAUUUUUAUUGCCUUUGAUGCCUGGGAACUGGUCUCUUUAACCCAGCUCAGAACGGCUGCAGAUGAUUUUAUUUCAUGUCUUAUUGUGAAACCCAUUGUGUUUACUGUAUGUGUGUGUAUGUGUGUGUGUGUGUGUGUGUGUACAGAGAAAAGAACAAACAAAAGGCUGAAAUCCGUCCUUUGCCCUUUUUGCUUAAAGCUUAUGCAGACGACCAACGUGGAAUGGAAAAAAAUAAAAAAAUGCAAAUGGAGACUUUCCAUAUGAUCUACGAUGUUAAUGUUAAGCCUUGCAUUAUGUUGUGUGUGUCUGUGUGUGUGUGUGUGUGUACAUGCUGUUUUGAGUUUCCACCAUCAUGUAACAAACCAAGCUACGUCCAUGGAUGUUUCCAGUUUCCUCUUCAACCCCCCAGUAAUCAUGAGAUUUUUUUUUCAGUGGAUAUAGGAAGGGAAUAUUUUUCACAGCUGUCUCUCAGAGUGACACAAUUCUGAUUGAAGGAGAGAUUCCCAUGGUGCUAAAAUAAAAAAUAAAAAUACACUGAAUGACUGAAUGAAGGUUUUCAAAUGGAGACACAGUCAGCGUGCACACAGCACACUGCAUCAACAGCACUAGUCCUGUGGAACUACAAUAUUGCCUUAGAACCAAAUGUAUGCUAUCGGAGGUUGCUCCUAUGCUCUUGCACAGGUGUCUUGUGCCAGCGGAGCGUUUUCGAAGGUUUUUUGGCAGCAUAUGUCAUUUGUUUGAAGAUCUUGAAUGGUUUUAUUGUGAAAAGAAAAAACAAAAAAACAUGGGAAAUGUAGUCUGUGUGAGAUAGUGUCUACGGUGCAUGUGUGUUUGUGUCAUUUUUGUAGCUGCUCUCAGAGAUACAUACACACAUGCUUGCACAAUCCACAAACACACACACACACACACUCAAAAAAAAGAAAAAAAAAAACUAAUUUUUGUGCAUUUUCCCCAAUCAGUAUCCGAACACACACUUCCCCUCUGUAAAUUUGGAGCGUGAAGAGCAAUUUCCUGUAAAGUUGAAUGAGCAUCGGGUGCAUACAGGCUGCAUCGUUUUACUGUGUUAAAUGCAUUAUGUGUAAGUGUGUGUUAUAGGAGAUUAUAGAGAAAUAAUGUGUGUGUAUGUCUGUAAGCUGCAUGUUUUUAAGUUGAAUCAUUCACUGCUGUAUGUGCCAAGCUCCAGGUGACCCCGAUCCACUGUAGUUUUUGUUUCAUCAUUCCACCUCUGUGUCUGUAGUUCAGAGACACUGACAAGACGUCCUCUGCAUCAGUCAUUAAAAUACACACAGGUUAAAAACUA
Molecule: messenger RNA, 5500 nt
Organism: Lates calcarifer (barramundi perch)
Lineage: Eukaryota; Metazoa; Chordata; Actinopteri; Centropomidae
Gene: tll1
Product: tolloid-like 1
Biological process (GO): proteolysis
Molecular function (GO): zinc ion binding; metalloendopeptidase activity; calcium ion binding
Source: RefSeq, a predicted model, not a curated record